Molecule: messenger RNA, 4146 nt
Organism: Harpegnathos saltator (Jerdon's jumping ant)
Lineage: Eukaryota; Metazoa; Arthropoda; Insecta; Hymenoptera; Formicidae
Gene: Np
Product: serine protease notopleural
Exons: 11
Coding region: 959-3973 (1004 amino acids)
Biological process (GO): proteolysis
Molecular function (GO): serine-type endopeptidase activity
Source: RefSeq, a predicted model, not a curated record
GGAGAUCGGGACGUACGAUGCGCACGAGGGAGACGAAGAGGAACGGUCGGGAGAACGGUCAUUGCCACCACCUCACCUCGAGAAGCCGCGCGCUAAAGUCCCCGUCAUCACGAAAAGCGCCGACCCCGACACGGUCUACCAUCCGCGGCUGUCCCGGAGUUUAGCCUGCCGUUCGUUCGUACCAUGGGACUUUGCGUACCGUGGGGGGGCUCUUUCUCUCUUUCUCACGAGGACGAGCGGACGGGCGGGCGAGGGCGAGGGCAAGCGGGUGAGCGAGUGAGCGAACGCGCUCGGACGAUGCGUGUCGUCGUGCCGCCUGCCGAUUCUUCGUGCAGGGGGAGCGAGUCGGUGAGCACCUGGAUCGGGGGAUCGGUUGAUCCAGAAGUCGUGAACCAGCAAACCAGUUCGAUAGGUGCCAGCCGUGGCGAGCGGGUCGAGCCGGUCAGCAGUCCGUCCGCUCGAGUAGCCCACAUCAGGAGCGAGAGGAUAUCCUGCCACGAGCCAGUUCGUUCCUGGCGCCUCAGCGGCGAUAUCGCGCGCAAGCGGUGGCUGUCCGCCGGUCCCGAGGUCCCGAGAGGUCGAAGGACGUCCUCGAGGAGCACGUGGAAAGGUCGCGCGGGGUCACCGAUGAAACGGGGAGGAGGACUGCGCCGGACGCGCAGGGUAUCAACACUCCGUUGACUUGGACCACGUGGGAGGGGGGGGGGCGGCGGCGCAGCUGCCCGUCACAGGCUAUUCGUGAUCGGUCACGAGAGCGUGGCCACUUGCUUGCUGACCAACACACACACGUGACCCGCGCCGUGGGAAUCUCGGAGAUUCGCGACGCUCCGAGGGCGACGAUGCAACGUCGCGAGGUCUGAACACUCGGGGAGAGACGCUUCGCGGCAUCGCAGGGACAGAGGCAGAGGCAGAGGCAGAGGCCAGUCCGCAAGUCCGUCGACCGGCAGUGUCAGUCAAGAUGUGCGAUCGGCGAAAACAGGCCUGGGCCUGGGCCGUUCUCAUCGGCAACGUGUUGAUCCAUACCGCGGUUAUCGCCAGUCCAAUCUACGUUCCUCAAUUUCAACCGGGAAGCACCGGCAGGAACAUCAGGCACUUGCCCUGCGUGUCACGCAGGAGCGGCGAGACGGGCGUGUGCAUGUUCGCGUUUACCUGCGCCAAGGCUAACGGCACGCACCUCGGCACCUGCAUCGAUCGCUUCUACUUCGGUAGCUGCUGCAAGAUCGACGACGAGCCGGACAUCUUCCCGCAGGACAACAGCAUCGACGACGGCCCGUCGCCGCCGAGGCCGUCGUUCAUCACGACUGACGGGCCUAUCGAGAGCAACGACAUACCGGAGUACUUCGCAAGGCCGAAGCCGACCGAAGUCGAGAAGUACGCGAGCAGCUCGCAGCAAGCCACGACGACGUCUGUAAAGCCGAGCACGCCGAGCACGCUGAGGGACACGACAAAGUUCGUGACGAGGAAGCCGACGAUCACGACGAUCGAGACCACCACACAAACCACUCGUCUCUCGACAUUCCAGACCGUGCAGAGCGCUCCCGAGGGAGCCGCCAGCACGGAAGCCACUUCGUCCAAGAGCACCGUCGGCAUCGUCGUGAACAACAGACCGUCGAGCGUGUUGUCGAGCACAACGAGAAGACCCACCAAGCCAUCCACUUCGUCCAGUCCGCGACCCAGCACCGAGAACGCGACGAAACUGGCCGUCAACACGACAAUCUUGAAAACGACGACGACGAAGAGGCCGGUCGUCACGACCACGAUACAGAGACCGACGCACACCUCGCACAAGCCGAGCUCUUCGACCACGCGCAGACCCGUUCAAUCGACCAGCACGAAGACCGAGCCAGCUACGAUACCUUCAACCAGGUUCCCGCCGAGGAACUCGACGUCGCCCAAGCCGCUGACUCAGGCGACCACCAGGAAGCCCGUCAGCAGCACCAAGAGACCGACCACCAGCGACAUCAGCAGCACCGCGACAGUGCUAACGAAACGCCCGGUAACGACCACGAAGAAACCCACCACGUUAACGAAGAGACCAUCAAGUCCCGCCGCGAAACCCACCGCGAGCUCCAGUCUUGGAAGCACUUUAGCAGCGACGACCAGACCUCAUACGACCUCCGGAUCGUUCAGCAGUGUUGGAUCCUCAAGCACGAGCGUCACGGAGAGUACCUUGGCCUCCAGCGGGAGCAGACCGUCGACCGCGAGUACGACGACUACGAGCACGAGCAGUCAGAAGAUUACUUCUACCGCCGCGGUUACCGCGACCAAGAGACCGGACCAGAAACCGACCGUCACGAGAACCACGACGCCGCGGACGAACCUGAAGGCGACUACAAAGACCUCGACAAUCAGAACGACUACGGUCAGGCCGCCGACGACGACGGCGAAAACAACGACCGUCAGCAGAACCACCACGUCUAGGCCGUCGCCGUCGCCGUCGCCGUCGCCGUCGACCACGAUCAAGUCGAAGCCCACCAAGGUCACUAGCACGACGACGAGGACUACAAAGCCCAACGAGUACGCUACCACGACGACCACGGAGAGAACGAGACCGUUGUCGUCGACGGUCGACACUACGAGACCCAGACCUACCACGACGAAACCUACGAAACCCUUGACGAAGGUGCCCGCGACCAUGUCCAGCACUACCGUGGAGGUCACCAUGAGUACCUCGAGUUCGAUGCCCAUGUCUGCCGUUAGGAACGAGACUGCUUCGACCAGCGCGCCGUUUACGAAGGGCCAAGAGGACAAUAACACUCUCGAGGAGAUCCCGCUGACCACUUACUCGCCCGGACUAGUCACGUGGAGCUCGAAUUCCGACGAGGCGUCCACAAGGGCGCCUGAGACGUCGCCGUCGCCGUCGACGUCCUCGUGGACGCCUCCGACGACUACAGCCGCGUCUACGUCGACAGAGCACACAGAAACCGAUUGGUCGUCGAUAACGACUCCGGAUAGCUGGAUAAUGAUUCAGUCGCCUACCGAAAAGUUACCGCAAACUCAAGAGUCGACGACCGAACCGGUUGCGGAACCCACUAUGCAGUCUUUGACUUCUGCCAAACCGAUAACGGAGAGCACCACGAUUCCCGAUUACGUCACGAAGAAACCAAUGACGAUAAGCACUCUGUCAACGAUCGCCAGCGUUACGAUCGACACGGAGUUUCCGGUGCCGAUGGAGACUCUCAAUAUGUCAGACUAUAAACAAGUGUGCGGCCGAAGGCUCUUCCCGGAGUCCAGAAUCGUCGGCGGUGGCCGGAGCUCCUUCGGAAAGUGGCCUUGGCAGAUCUCGUUACGUCAAUGGCGUACGUCCACGUAUCUGCACAAAUGCGGCGCGGCAUUGUUGAACCAUCACUGGGCUAUCACCGCGGCGCACUGCGUCGAGAGCGUGCCGCCCAGCGAGCUGCUCCUGAGAAUCGGCGAGCACGACCUGGCGAACGAGGACGAGCCGUACGGCUAUCAGGAGAGGAGGGUGCAGAUCGUCGCGAGUCACCCGCAAUUUGACGCGCGAACCUUCGAGUACGACCUCGCUCUGCUGAGAUUCUACGAGCCCGUCCUGCCGUUCCAGCCGAACGUGUUGCCGAUCUGCCUGCCCGACGACGACGAGACCUACGUCGGUCGCACCGCCUAUGUCACCGGCUGGGGCAGGCUUUACGACGAGGGACCACUGCCAUCGAUACUGCAGGAAGUCGCGGUGCCGGUCAUUAACAAUACCGUAUGCGAGACGAUGUACAGGAACGCGGGUUACAUCGAGCACAUCCCUCAUAUCUUCAUCUGCGCCGGCUGGAAGAACGGCGGAUUCGACUCCUGCGAGGGCGACAGCGGCGGCCCUAUGGUCAUCCAAAGAGCGCGGGACAAGCGAUGGAUCCUCGCUGGGAUCAUCAGCUGGGGCAUCGGCUGCGCCGCGCCCAACCAGCCUGGCGUUUACACGCGCAUCUCAGAGUUUCGCGAGUGGAUCAAUCAGAUCCUGCAGUUCUGAGCGGCCGCCGCCGUUGCCGCCACCGCGCCGCCACGGCUUGAAAUUCGCGCUUCCACGACGCGCCGACUCCUUCGGACGCCCGUGGCGGCCGCCGAGCGAACGGAUGGCACCAUCUAACGGAGCUGUGAACCGAGUGCAACCUAGUGGAAAAUUAAGGGACCCCGGCGCGAGGA